Molecule: messenger RNA, 1419 nt
Organism: Closterium sp. Yama58-4
Lineage: Eukaryota; Viridiplantae; Streptophyta; Zygnematophyceae; Desmidiales; Closteriaceae
Source: the annotation of a GenBank genome assembly
AUGGUAUGCUAUGCGAUUGCAUGGUAUGCUGUGCUAUUGCAUGGUAUGCUGUGGUGUUGCAUGGUAUGCUGUGCUAUUGCAUGGUAUGCUGUGGUGUUGCAUGGUAUGCUGUGCUAUUGCAUGCUAUGCUGUGCUAUUGCUCGCUAUGCUGUGCUAUUGCAUGGUAUGCUGUGCUAUUGCAUGGUAUGCUGUGCUAUUGCAUGGUAUGCUGUGGUAUUGCAUGGUAUGCUAUGCGAUUGCAUGGUCUGCUAUGCUAUUGCAUGGUAUGCUGUGGUGUUGCAUGGUAUGCUGUGCUAUUGCAUGGUCUGCUAUGCUAUUGCAUGGUAUGCUGUGCUAUUGCAUGGUAUGCUGAGCUAUUGCAUGGUCUGCUAUGCUAUUGCAUGGUAUGCUGUGCUAUUGCAUGGUAUGCUGUGCUAUUGCAUGGUAUGCUGUGCUAUUGCAUGGUAUGCUGUGGUAUUGCAUGGUAUGCUGUGCUAUUGCAUGGUAUGCUGUGGUAUUGCAUGGUAUGCUGUGCUAUUGCAUGGCCUCCUGUCCCCGUCAAGGCCUCCUGUCCCCGUCAAGGCCUCCUGUCCCCGUCAAGGCCUCCUGUCCCCGUCAAGGCCUCCUGUCCCCGUCAAGGCCUCCUGUCCACAUCAAGGCCUCCUGUCCCCGUCAAGGCCUCCUGUCCCCGUCAAGGCCUCCUGUCCCCGUCAAGGCCUCCUGUCCCCGUCAAGGCCUCCUGUCCCCGUCAAGGCCUCCUGUCCCCGUCAAGGCCUCCUGUCCCCGUCAAGGCCUCCUGUCCCCGUCAAGGCCUCCUGUCCCCGUCAAGGCCUCCUGUCCCCGUCAAGGCCUCCUGUCCCCGUCAAGGCCUCCUGUCCCCGUCAAGGCCUCCUGUCCCCGUCAAGGCCUCCUGUCCCCGUCAAGGCCUCCUGUCCCCGUCAAGGCCUCCUGUCCCCGUCAAGGCCUCCUGUCCCCGUCAAGGCCUCCUGUCCCCGUCAAGGCCUCCUGUCCCCGUCAAGGCCUCCUGUCCCCGUCAAGGCCUCCUGUCCCCGUCAAGGCCUCCUGUCCCCGUCAAGGCCUCCUGUCCCCGUCAAGGCCUCCUGUCCCCGUCAAGGCCUCCUGUCCCCGUCAAGGCCUCCUGUCCCCGUCAAGGCCUCCUGUCCCCGUCAAGGCCUCCUGUCCCCGUCAAGGCCUCCUGUCCCCGUCAAGGCCUCCUGUCCCCGUCAAGGCCUUGUCGCUGCGAUCACGUUUCUCAUCACCACCCUUCCGUUUCUCCCUACUCCCCUUACUCUUCUCCUCCACCCCCCCUGCCUGCCUCUCAUUUGUGUGUGUGCGGGGCAUCAGAAUCGCAGUGUGUGUCGGCACAAGCUGCUGCUGCGCCACUUUGACCUUGACUCCCCGGAUGAGCAACCCUGUGGGGGUACGUACGUGCUGGGCUAG